GCCCAUUCACCAGCUCCAUCUUCACUGAGCAAAAACCUGCCACGUAUCUCAGUAUUCUUCUUCUAUAGCACUCUGUAGAGGUUUAUUGAAUCGAUUCAUACAGAUAACAGCAAUUAUAAACAAAAAUGUCUUCUUUGGGGACUUCAAAGGGAAUUCUGGAGAUUGCAAAGUUCGCUGUUUACGUCAGUGUUCCAAUAGGCCUCAUGUAUUUCUUUGCUAAUAACACCCGGAAUCUCCAGAAAGUCAUCAACAAUCGUCAGUAUGUUGUAUACCCCCCAGAAGCACCACGGCCUCCAUCACCCGAGGAAAUGAGGGAGAUGGCAAGGGAAUUAGCUCGCAAGAGAGACAGACAGUAAUGGAUCUUUGCGUCAUAAAUAUAUUUGAAGCUUUGGGAUGUAAUUAACGUGGCAUUGAAAAACUUGAAGUGCAUGUUUGGUACUGAGUACUAGAUAGGACUAGUCCGUAUAAAUAAUAAAGUUUUAUUUUAUUUUAUUUUUCCUUCUUACUCCAUUACUAUCCAAUUACAUCUACCAGACAUGCCAAAGUUUGCACUGAUGACCAUAUUAUGUGUACAUCUAUGUUGUGAGUAAUGAUAUGUUUCCUUUUCUUCC
This is a messenger RNA of Olea europaea var. sylvestris, 611 nucleotides long. RefSeq lists its product as uncharacterized. The transcript has 2 exons. Gene Ontology annotation, cellular component: mitochondrion. The record is from RefSeq and is a predicted model, not a curated record. Bases 126 to 356 code for a protein of 76 amino acids. Lineage: Eukaryota; Viridiplantae; Streptophyta; Magnoliopsida; Lamiales; Oleaceae. Gene Ontology annotation, biological process: mitochondrial respiratory chain complex IV assembly.